AUGAACUACACCGCGACAGGCCAAGCUUACAUCGACUGGUACAUUGUCGCAGGCACGAUAGGAUCGUUCUUGGACAGACUAUACAAGAACCCGCAACAGCAACCGACGGCACAAGAACAUCCCGAGACAGUUUCGUAUACCCUGUUGCCGAGACUCGACCAGUCGAACGGGACACGUGCGGCCAGGGACUGGACUGGUUCAUUUCCCACGACCUCCGACACACUGACAACCACCGCCGACUUCACUGCUCAAACCGAGGACGAGAGUCCUCACACCAUCGAGCCCCCCAUGUCGUCCGCUAUGCCCUUUGUCCCUACCCCCGUCUCUGCCGCAGUGACCCAUCAAGAGUCAGACGAGCGACUCUACGUGACCCCAGGCCUGGAUCUCCCGUCUUCGAACCCGUCUAUGGCUUCCACUGGUCUUUCGACACCGACUCCCUACGAUCUCGAGCUCUUCGAUGUCAUACCGCGCCUCUCUGGCAAUGGCAAGGCCCUCAUGCCCCCUCUUGAUUCGACUACGUUCACAGGUUCAGGAGCAUCCCUGAGGGAUCCUACAAUGCGCCUCCCCACAUUCUCGAGCCUGCCGUCUUCGACCAUGGGUUCUAUGGAUGUUACCUCAGCAAACUUGUAUCAGCCCUCUGAGCGUGGCAAAGGGAAACGUCGAAUGAUCGAUCCCUCCAGCGACAUCGACAGACACAUCACGUCUCCUGACUCGUUCGCGUUUCCCUUGGGCUGCUCUAUCUCGGCGCCAUCUGGUCUUCUUGACUUCCCACUCCUUGACAUACCACCAGGCGACUCUGAUCAGUCUCUUGGCUUCGAGGACGAUCCUUGGUUCGCGGAAACGGCGCUUCAGCUGCUCACGCCGGAUGACGAACUUUAUGUCCGAGCAUUGGAGUUUGCCACAGCCAGGAACAAGAGGCAGAGGUCCCCGUCGCUCGAUACCAGCGAUCUCAGGAGUCGCAAGAAGGCAAAGAUGACGACCGACGACGACGACAAUUUGGAGCCUCACGGUCACGAAGACACAGUACGCUGGACCACUCCGGUGGUCCAGCCCAACAAACAAUUAGAACAGGGGGCAUUCGCCUACGAGGAUGUUCCCCCACAACGCGACGUACCCCGUUUUCUACCUGCUGCCGAAGCUGGACCUGCGGAGGGCUCUAGCACCAGCGGCAAGGAGAGGGUACCCUGCCCGAUCCCGUCUUGCUCUAUGACUUUUGCCUGCCAGAGGACCGCCUGGCGGCACGUGGCCACUAACAGAAACCACAGCGGCGUCCGGUCAGAGCCUGGCUGGGAAGUCCGUUAUGGCAUUCCGCUGAACACUCAGCGGCUGAGGAUUAGGUGCCCUUAUAUAGGGUGCGAACGCCACAACAGGAAGCGAGGUCUGCGAAGCGACGAAAUGAACAAUCAUAUGCGCGAUGUUCAUCGCGUGGGCGUGGAGACGUGGAAGAAGAGGGUGGCUACGCUCAUAAGGAGGAGGCAGUUGGCGGGAACAUGGACGGCGGAGGACGAAGUUAGCACGGAGUGGGAGUAUGAGGCGGAGGUGACGAACUUUCAGGAAUUGUCGAGCGAUGUUGUUGACAAAGACCUGGUCGCUUGGUCCGGCAAGUACGUCUGGAUUGUUUAA
Messenger RNA from Stereum hirsutum FP-91666 SS1, 1623 nucleotides. RefSeq lists its product as uncharacterized. NCBI's taxonomy places the organism in Eukaryota, Fungi, Basidiomycota, Agaricomycetes, Russulales, Stereaceae. The record is from RefSeq and is a predicted model, not a curated record. Bases 1 to 1623 code for a protein of 540 amino acids. The transcript is spliced from 2 exons.